This is a messenger RNA of Aspergillus caelatus, 774 nucleotides long. Its product is annotated as enoyl-CoA hydratase/isomerase family protein. The transcript is spliced from 4 exons. Gene Ontology annotation, biological process: fatty acid beta-oxidation. The coding region runs from base 1 to 774 and encodes 257 amino acids. The record is from RefSeq and is a predicted model, not a curated record. Lineage: Eukaryota; Fungi; Ascomycota; Eurotiomycetes; Eurotiales; Aspergillaceae. Gene Ontology annotation, cellular component: peroxisomal matrix.
AUGGCAGAAUCUUACCUCGUCGAAUAUAGUGGCAACCUCGCUACCGUGACUCUUGACAACCAAGAGAAACUCAAUGCCCUCAGCCAGGAUGACUACUACAAACUAGCCUCCACACUGAGAGAAAUUGCCCAGCAUGACGAAGUCCUGGUCACGCUGUUAAUCGGCAAAGGUCGCUUUUUCUCCGCUGGCGCAGAUAUUACCCGACCACCACCCGACCUUGGUAAAAUCGAACCCCGCCAGUACUGGCUCCGAGCCCUUGUGCCCAACAAUAUCGACCUAGCCGAUGCCUUCUACACCCAUCCCAAGAUCCUAGUGACCGCGUUCAAUGGUCCCGUGCUGGGCCUCUCCGCGGCAGUCAUUGCGCAUUCGGAUUUUAUCUUCGCAACGCCUAAGGCAUACCUCCUUACCCCGUUUUCUCUUGCCUUUGUGCGCCGUCUUGGUGUUAGCAAGGCUAAGGAGGCGUUGCUGUCGAGCCGGAGGAUUCCGACUGAGGAGCUACAGCAAGUUGGAUUCGUGAACCAGGUGUUAGAUGCUGGUGGAGACGAAGAGAAAUUUAGGGAGAUGGUGUUGAGUGAGAUUCGAAGUCGGUUUGGAGAUCAUUUGGUGGGUUCUAGUGUUUUGGAGAUUAAGAGGUUGCUUCGUGAGCCUGGGGAUCGGGAAUUUAGUGUUCAGGCUGUGCAAGAGGUUUUUGCUGGGUUGCGCAAGUUUGUGGAUGGUGUUCCUCAGGCGGAGUUUAAGAAGAUUGCUACUGGGCAGAAGAGACAUAAGCUUUAG